AUGGCUUCAGACCUUGUCGACCGGCCUCGAUAUGUGUUUGAUAGGAAUCACCAGGGAGCCAGUGUUCGUCUCAACUAUCAGCAUUUUCUAAUCACUACACUUACGGACAAUCAACUACUGCACCAAGCCACGCAAGACCGUAUCGAUCUGUCCACCCCGCAUCGAGUCGCAGACAUUGGGACUGGCACAGCGAUCUGGCCUAUGCAAUUAGCUCAAAAACUGCCCCAUUGGCAGAUAGAUGGCUUCGAUAUAUCCGGUGAUCAGUAUCCUUCUGCCACUUGGGUAUCUCCCAACAUUACUAUCCACGAGCAUGAUGCAUUCCAGCCUUUGCUAUCGGAAUAUCAUGGGAAAUAUGACAUUGUCAAUCUGCGAUUUUUCAUAACUCUGCUCAAUGGACAGAUCUUGAAUCAGCUGCUUCAGAAUAUUAUGGCCCUACUUAAACCAGGCGGUCUUUUUCAAUGGCUCGACAUUGACGCUCCGUCGGUCAAACCCAUUGGCCUUGAGCCCGCAAGUAUGACCCGAACGUCUCUUGUUGCAACGAUGAUGAAAAAUACACCACCAGAUGCCGCUCUGUGGAUUACUCCGAACUGUGAUAUGGCCACUUCGGCAAGAUUUGAAGCCAUCGCCUAUGACCAGCUUCGCCUCAACGAUUUACACCGUCCCAUUUGGAAUCAGUGUGUCACGAUGGGCCUAGAGGAAGUGAUCGCUGGCCUUGAAAAAAGAGAAUCAGGUGCUGAGAGUGCCAGGGCACAAGAGAUGCGCGACAUUUUGGACCAUCUGUCAAAGGAAUUCCGACAGGGGGUUAGCAUUGAUACGCCAUGGUUCUACUUGGUGGUGCGGAAGCCACUUUAG
Messenger RNA from Talaromyces amestolkiae, 852 nucleotides. RefSeq lists its product as uncharacterized. The transcript has 5 exons. Lineage: Eukaryota; Fungi; Ascomycota; Eurotiomycetes; Eurotiales; Trichocomaceae. The coding region runs from base 1 to 852 and encodes 283 amino acids. The record is from RefSeq and is a predicted model, not a curated record.